ACAGUUUAGCUCCAGACCUAUGCCAUUAAUAAACGUAGUCGCAGCUUCACUCGCUUUUUCUAAUAUUUAUUUUUUCUUUGCGAGUGUGUAUAAGUGUGUGUGCGAACAAUACAAAAAGUGAUAAAGACAUGUAAAUUGCGGGAAAUACACACAUUGGAGUAGAAGGCAGUAGCAUCCUAAAAAAAAUAUUAUUGUAACAUUGAAACUGUGCGUUACAAUUAACGUGUGUGUAAUCGCGCGUGUAAACGUUCGACGGAGUCUAUCUGUGUCUAUUAGACGUAUCAAGUGAAUAAUGGGGACCACCGCCAGCCACCAACAAUCUCCAUGAUGAUUGCAAUGAAGAUGAAAACGAUGAUGGCCAAUAUGCGGAAACCCCAGUAAAGUUAAGAUCUUCCAAGCGGAGAGUAUACAACAACAAAGAGUUAAGAAAAAAAAAUAGCUUUCUUCGCUAUGUGUAUAUAAAAGGAAAAAAGAUAUUGGAAAUAAAUGCAAACUGCGACAGCAAAGGCGUACCAAUAUCAUUACGUUAAAAUGCAACCCCCAGAAAAAGAAGCUGUGCAAUUAAUUGCUCAAAAUGAGAUUUUAAAUUUUUACAAAAUUUUAUCCAAGUGCAUCUGAUGUUGUCUCCAACAAGGGACAAAGACAACAACGACGACGACGUUAUUGUUGCCUCUUGCGCUCGACAAAAACGAAAAAACCAUAACAGAAGCUGCUGCAACAGCCGACAUCGUAAACGAAGCACAUUAAUAGCAAUUAUUGAAGUGGAAACAGUCGCCACUAAACUGGCGUAGCGGAAGCAUCUGCAGAGGUGAAAGCAAGAGUUACAGCAAGCGAAGUAACAACAAAAGCAACAAAAGCCAAUAUAAACAACAAUAAUUGCAAGGAUUACAAAACUGUAGCCCACACGACUUAGUAAAACUGCCCAAAAACACUCAAACAUACACACACACACACACUCACACUAAAACAUACUCACACAAAUAGCCCCCUGUCCUCUAUAACUACAGCCUAUAACAGAAGAGAGUGAGAGCAUCUUGGAGGAGAAACAUUCAAAGAUGGCCAUCAAUAUUUUGGAUUAUGACCAUUAUGCCAUCAGUGCCAUUGUGACGGUCAGCAUGCAGAUAUUCUUCUUUCUCAUCAAUUCCAUACUGCAGUUGGAUAAAUUAACUGACUUUGCUGGUGGCGUUAAUUUUAUCAUUAUUUCAUUGCUGACAUUUUUCCUGGGCCAAAUUGAUCGGCCAUCAAAGGCCUAUGAUAGCCGCCAAUUGAUGGUCACAUUGUUUGUAUGCCUUUGGGGCGCCCGUCUAUCCGGUUACCUUCUGUAUCGCAUCGUUAAACUGGGACGAGAUAAACAAUUCGAUGAUACACGACGAAACAUCAUUAGAUAUGCCGUAUUCUGGACAUUUCAGGCUGUCUGGGUGUAUAUUGUCUCGCUGCCGGUGAUUAUAAUUAACUCACCACGUCAUUCGCAACCCAAUGCCCCCAAGACAAUGACCACAUUGGACUCUGCUGGUACGGGUAUGUUCAUUGUCGGCUUGUUGGCAGAAACCUAUGCCGAUCUGCAGAAAUUCUCAUUUCGCCAAGACCCGGCGAAUCAGGGCAAGUUUUGCAAUGAUGGCCUAUGGCGUUUAUCGCGGCAUCCCAACUACUUUGGUGAAGUUGUCAUAUGGUGGGGUAUAUUUGCCAUUUCCCUUAAUGUUAUAUCCGGCCACGAGUGGGUGGCUAUCGCCUCACCGAUAUUCACAACGUUCAUUAUACUCUUCCUGUCGGGCAUACCACUGAGAGAACGAUCAGCCGAUGAGAAAUAUCGAGAUCAACUAGAGUAUCGUAAAUACAAAGCCUCCACCUCACCGCUGAUACCUGUACCACCGGCCGUCUAUGUUGAAGUACCAGCCGCAUUGAAAUUCAUACUCUGCUGUGAGUUUCCCAUCUACGAUACCAUGCAAAUCCAAAAGGACAUCAGCCCAUAUUCGCUGUCGAUUGCGCGCUCGCACUCACACAUAUAGCAGUCAAUAGCCCACUCUGGCAGUGGGCAGCAAAUGCAAGGCACAGUGGGCCAUAGUCUGCACAAGUAUGGCGAAUCCGGCUCAGUGCAUAGGGGUCAUUGUUAUGGAGCUAAUGGAGGUGAUCCCGAAAAUCAUAUGAAUUGUGGCGGCAGCUGUCGCAAUUCAUAUGUCAAAUCAGCCAAUCCGUAUCAGAAUGGCUCGGGAUAUGCCGCCAGCUAUGCUUGUAAUCCCAAUGAAGUAUCUCAGCAUCUCCAUCAUCAUCAGCAUCAGCAAAUGGUUGCCAACAAUAAUAACAGCAAAUCGCUUGAUGUCGAUGAUGACACGGAUGAUGGUAUCAUUUAUAUGCCUGGUCCAUCGGCGUCCAACACCAAGAAACAGUCGCACUAUUUUCCCGCACCCACAAAAUCAAUGGAGCGCUUCGAGGAGCCCUCGUCGAUUAUCGAUGUGGAGGAGCAGGUCGAGGCCGAAAUGGAGGAGGACUAUGACGAGGAUAUACCGCCGAUAGAUCUGAGUAAACCGCCCAGUGUGCAGAGCUUUGGCACCAAUGUGCGAACGGAAAAGGAAGUACAAAUUAAUGCCGAUGGCAAACCGAUAACGGUAACGACAAUAUUGUGAUUCCAUUUCCUGCCCCCAUUGACAAUUAGAACUACAGCGAUAGCGACAGUGACAGCGAUGGCGAUGAUGACGGCGACCAAGAGCUCAGUCGUCAUUCCAACGUAUGUUAAUUUAUUGACGACGAAAUCAAUGAGCCUGCUCCGCAUAUUGCACGUCAUCAUAAUUGUUCACCAUACGCCAGCAAUUGAUUUAGUGACGCUGGAACAGUCACACCACUUGCAUGGAUGGAGGGAGGCAACGCAGUGGCAUGCAUGCGUACGUAUUUCAAGAUUUUCGAUAACAUUUUUGGUUGGUAUUUAUAAACAAUUUCCACCAUUAGCAUUUUUUUUUCAUUUCGUUUUGUUUUGUUUAUUUGUUAAAAAGACGUACGAGGCGAGAUACGUACACAAAAAGCAAAAGAACUGGGGAGAGGUGAAGUUUUUACAAACAAAUGCUCAGCGAUUUUUAUUUUUAUAUAGGCGAGAAUAUGUGUCAGCUUUAAAAUAAAUUACCUAAAUAAUUAAAUGGCAUA
This is a messenger RNA of Stomoxys calcitrans (stable fly), 3132 nucleotides long. RefSeq lists its product as uncharacterized. The transcript has 6 exons. Gene Ontology annotation, cellular component: membrane. Gene Ontology annotation, molecular function: oxidoreductase activity, acting on the CH-CH group of donors. Lineage: Eukaryota; Metazoa; Arthropoda; Insecta; Diptera; Muscidae. Gene Ontology annotation, biological process: lipid metabolic process. The record is from RefSeq and is a predicted model, not a curated record.